This is a messenger RNA of Mercenaria mercenaria, 1937 nucleotides long. Its product is annotated as putative nuclease HARBI1. The coding region runs from base 172 to 1071 and encodes 299 amino acids. The record is from RefSeq and is a predicted model, not a curated record. NCBI's taxonomy places the organism in Eukaryota, Metazoa, Mollusca, Bivalvia, Venerida, Veneridae. The transcript has 5 exons.
AAUUUUAUAAAACUUUUAACCGCGCGGUAACCACUAAGUGCCAGUAACCAACAUGGUUACAUCGUGGUAAGCGAUUGUAUAUAUAACGUCAUACGUGGUAACCGCGAUAUAACCACGGUUAGUUUUAACCUACCUACAGGAGCUUGGUAACCACAAAGUAACCACUCAAACAUGGCCGCCAUUCAUUUUGUAAGACAUAGACGACCUCGACAGUUUCGACGUAUUGACAGACAAUUGACGGACUUGACGGAUGAAGAAUUACGUCAAAGGUACAGGUUUUCAGCUGACAACAUAGACAGACUUGUUGAACUUCUUGGACCAACUUUGGAGCGACGGACGCGACGUAACCAAGCCCUGACACCACGGCAACAAAUUUUGAUAACAUUGAGAUUUCUUGCUACAGGUAAUUUCAUGCAGGUUAUCGGCGACACCUUUGGCGUAGACAUUUCUACCGUCUCCCGGGUCGUGAGAGACGUUACCGACGUACUAUUUGGACUGAAAGACCAAUUUAUCAAGUUUCCUGUGACGGACCACGACCGAAGACGGAUCAUGAGUGGAUUUUACGCCAUUCGUGGGUUCCCAUCUGUAAUUGGUUGUAUUGACGGGACCCAUGUUAAAAUAAUUUCGCCUGGUUAUCCAGAUGAGGCCGCAUUUGUUAACAGAAAACACCAACACAGUAUAAAUGUCCAGGCGACCUGCGAUCACAAAGGGAUGUUCACAAGCAUCAAUGCCUGUUGGCCUGGAAGCUGCCAUGACAGCCACAUCUUACGAGUUUCUAAUGUAGGCCGGUACCUUGAAGCUCAUCACCAAGAUCCAGAGCGCGGAUAUUUGUUGGGGGAUAGUGGCUACCCCUGUCGGCCAUUUCUGCUUACGCCUUUCUUGCAGCCUGGGAAUGAAACAGAGGAGAGGUACAACCGGGCGCACAUCUCCACACGGAAUUUGGUUGAAAGGACAUUUGGUGUAUGGAAGAGGACAUUCCAUGUUUUACAUGUGGAAAUACGCAUGAAGCCUCAGAGGGUGACACGUGUAACCGUGGCGUGUGCUGUCCUCCAUAAUCUGAGGCUGCAGUAGGGUGAACCAGAGGUAGAAGAAGCCGGUGAUCUGGAUCAGCCUCCCGCCGACAUCUUUAAUGGCCGAAUGGAUGGGCGAGGAGUUCGAGACCAUGUGGCUCGUGCUUAUUUUCAGAAUCAGUAAUAACAGAAGAAACCGAUGAUUAAAUCACACCAUACAUUGACGUUUUAUGGAAAGUGAAGACUUGACACUUUUAACACCAAUUUAUUUUGGUUUCAUAAUUUAUUUUCAUAUUUCAGCUUUUAUAUAUAUUCAGAAGUCUGGAAUGACAUAUAAUUUACCUGUAUCAACUAUCAAGAAUUACUGAGAUAAUAAUUUCAAAAGUUAUUUGAAUUUCUCGAUUAAAACAUCGGCUAGCUUUGAAAUCUUGUUGAAGCAUUCCAUCUGUGCCUCGGCUAGAUCAAUCUGUUUUUCAAAGUACACCGUUUGGAGGUCCUUCAGUGUUCUACAACAUAAGAAAAUCAUCAGUUAGCUACCAUGGUGUGUAUGUAAACUAUUGUUGUAUUAGUGUUGUUUUUCUUGCUGUUUUCGGCAAAAGUAUAGCAAGUGUAACAUAUUUAAUUUAUAGAAAGUAACAUUUCACUAUUACAGAAUAUCAAUGUUUUAAAAAUACAUACAUCAUUAUGUUACAGCUUAUUUUCAUUCAAGAAAAAUGCAUUCCUUUUAGAACUUUUGAAGCAACGAGGAACGAACAAAAUAUAGAAAACAACCACAGUGUUAUUAAAUUAUACAAGUUAUUUUACAAUUAGGUGUUAACCUUUUGUGAUUACUGCUUUUCUUUUGCUGAUAACUUGUGCUCGAUGAUUGCUUCUGUGUGGUGACAGCUGUAAAAGAAAAAAUCAAAUUAUAUGCUUUAUGUACGAGAA